Messenger RNA from Folsomia candida, 2618 nucleotides. RefSeq lists its product as uncharacterized. Gene Ontology annotation, molecular function: histone H3T3 kinase activity; ATP binding. Gene Ontology annotation, biological process: mitotic cell cycle; protein phosphorylation; intracellular signal transduction. Lineage: Eukaryota; Metazoa; Arthropoda; Collembola; Entomobryomorpha; Isotomidae. The transcript is spliced from 10 exons. The coding region runs from base 167 to 2338 and encodes 723 amino acids. Gene Ontology annotation, cellular component: nucleus; cytoplasm. The record is from RefSeq and is a predicted model, not a curated record.
CAUCUAUAACUGCAUCACACACACCACUCACCCCGGUUCAGUUGCCAUCUUUAAGCACUCUUGAACCAUAUUCCAAUUGUCGCAACAUCAUUUUAAUUGUACAUAACUUUGUCAUUUCAUUAGCGGGUGACCUCGAUCGUAAUAACAGCCUUCGUGUCACCAAAAGAUGAGCUUUGAUAAUGGAGACACUACUAACGUACCAUUGGGACAAUCAGAAAAAAACGAUGAUUAUUUUCAUCAUCACUUUGUGAUCAAACAAAAGUCAGCGAUUCAUGCAGCGAAAACCAAAGAUCUUGACGACUCUGCCCCAUCCACAACGGUUUCGAAUCUUAAAACUAAACCUUUUCCUCCUUAUACUCAUGAGUCAAAGCCUGUUGCUUCUCCCGAAAUUAGCACCCUACACGACCAUCUUCUACUCGAUCAUGAUAUCUCGAAAGACCUCGACAACGUUUCACAAGACCUCGUUGACGAAGUCCCCACAAGGUCAACAGUUGCUUCACUAAUAGCCAAGUUUAAUCAGGCGGCAGAGACCAAAUGCACAUACAAAGACAAAAAUGGCAAUAUUUUGAUGCCCACGCGACUCGUUCCACGAUUUGUUGGGUACAUUGGAGGUAGGAGACGGAAGGAUGAAAUCUCCCAGAAUAAUGAAAAUGCGGGUCCGUCCAGUAGCGAUAAGCUAUCUCUAAAUCAAGGUAGUGAUGCACCAAAAAAUAGGCUUGAUAUGAGUAACGUGGUGCUAAAGUACUUUCCUGAGAAACUAAGCGUCGAUUCUCCACGGCCUUUGUCCGCCUUUUUGUCAGCGUCAUUACAUACCCAUCUCGACCUCGGAGAGCAUAUCAGUGAACAAAAGCACAGCCGUAAAAGGGAACAAGACACCAAAAGUCUUGCUGAGGAUGGAAAUUUAACGUCAAAUUCUAAACCAGUCACCGUAGUUGCAACCGCUGCUGCCGUGUCACCAUCUCCACCUUUGUGUCCUUUUUAUAUUAAUAAAAGAAGUCCUCUGAAGAACAUCAAUCUAAUGUUUGGCAAAAAGUUGGCAGUAGAAGGAGCAGGAAGAUCACGACUAUCGGCACCAGUGCUAAUGGAUACAAGUCGUCAAUUUUCUCCUGAAUUGAGAAGCAUGUCAGAAAACUCUAGUAGUGUCGUUAUGGACAGAUCCAGAUCUCAGGGCUCCCAGAAUUUCCCUGUCGAUUGUGCCAUUACUUUCAUGUCCCCCAUGGACAAGAAUAAUCCAGCAAUUAAGACAUUUCUUCAGUCAGGAAGGAGGAUGAGCAUCGCUGAAGACGUUGACAAAAGUGCAUUUGAAAACAGAGUUCUGGAAAUGUGUAUACAGAAACUUCCAAUUCCAAUGAAUAUCAUCAUACAAGGCCUGAACAACUUGAAUAAAGUGGGGGAAGGCGUAUACGGGGAAGUUUUCAUUGGCGAGUUUAACUGUGUGAACCGAGUCUACAAGAUUGUCCCAAUUGAAGGGACGGAGAAAGUUAAUGGGGAAAAUCAAAAAACAUUUUCCGAAAUUUUCCCAGAAAUAGCAAUUUCCAGACAGCUCAGUAAACUGCAUUUUGAGAAUGGAUAUCCUGGAUACUUGACUGAUGGCUACAUAAAGAUGCAUAACAGCCGAUUAGCAAAAGGCAAAUAUCCGGAUCGCCUGGUAAAUGCAUGGAAAAUAUGGGACCAGCAACAUAAGUCGGAUAACGAAUGCCCUGAAUUUCCUUCAGAACAACUUUAUAUGAUUUUUGAGUGCGACUAUGGGGGCAAAGAUGCAGAAUCCUUUGAAUUCAAGAAUUCGAGACAGGCUUUUUACUUGGUUCUGCAGGUGACGCACAUACUUGCUGUCGGAGAAUCUGCAAUGGAGUUUGAGCAUAGAGACUUGCAUUGGGGCAAUAUCCUGGUUCGAGAGACAAACGCAGAUCAUGUUUCCUACACUUUGGACGGGAAAGUCGUGCAGGUUCCCUCAGGAGGUAUCAAGGGAUGCAUCAUCGAUUUUACGCUUGCCCGAAUCACCGACGCUAAGUCUGGUCCAGUAUUUUACGAUCUAAAGGAUGACGAAGAGCAGUUUUUGGGGGCUGGCGAUCAUCAAUUUAACAUUUACAGAAUGAUGCGGGACUGUAAUCGAAACGAGUGGGCGCCGUUCUGUCCCAAGACAAACAUUUAUUGGAUUCACUAUUUAGCAGACAAGUUACUUUGUAAAGGGCGAUAUUUGGAAACCACGUCGGAAGAGCAUCUAUUCUUCAUCAGACAGCUUCGAAUAAUAAAAUCUUCAAUCAUGCAGCAUGAUUCUGCCCUAGAUUUUGUUUUACACAAGUUCUGUGAAGAUUUCAAACAAAUUCAACCACGCUAAUAAAUGCAGAAAAUUAAACUAUAAUAAGUUUUUGAAUAGUGCAUAACUAUUAUAUGUAGUAAUUAAUUGCAUACUGCAAUUGCACAUGCACUGACUACAUACAUAUGUAUUUUAUACAUGCGAGAGAGGCCUACUGCGGACAGACAGAAUGAAUGAGAUUAUACAUGCAUGUAUAGAGUCUUCAAGUAAUUAUUGUUUAUUGAAUUAAAAAAAAAACGUAUUGAAUCAGUUUGUUAAACCGAAAAAUCAUAAAUUCAUAAUAAAUCUGUUUACCAAGAAA